Molecule: messenger RNA, 1521 nt
Organism: Exophiala aquamarina CBS 119918
Lineage: Eukaryota; Fungi; Ascomycota; Eurotiomycetes; Chaetothyriales; Herpotrichiellaceae
Exons: 2
Coding region: 1-1521 (506 amino acids)
Biological process (GO): response to endoplasmic reticulum stress
Cellular component (GO): endoplasmic reticulum lumen
Molecular function (GO): protein-disulfide reductase activity; protein disulfide isomerase activity
Source: RefSeq, a predicted model, not a curated record
AUGGCUCGAUCUAACCAUCUCUUGCCCCUCCUAGUCUUUGCCUUGACUUGGAUCUUCUUUGCAGAGGCCAUAUAUACCAAGAAUUCCCCUGUCCUUCAGGUCACCGCAAAAACAUACGAUUCCCUGAUUCAACAGUCUAACCAUACUUCGAUUGUCGAAUUUUAUGCACCAUGGUGUGGACACUGUCAGAAUCUCAAGCCUGCCUACGAGAAAGCCGCAAAGAGCCUAGCUGGUCUGGCCAAAGUUGCUGCCAUUGACUGUGACGAUGAAUCCAACAAACCCCUUUGCGGCCAAAUGGGCGUUCAAGGAUUUCCCACUCUGAAGAUCGUGAAGCCAGGUGCCAAACCUGGUCGGCCCGUGGUGGAGGAUUACAAUGGUGCCCGGUCAGCAAAAGCAAUAGUUGAGGCCGUCAAGGAUAAAAUCCCCAAUCAUGUGAAGAGGCUGCAGGGCUCUGCCUUUGAUGCUUGGUUCAACGACGAGUCGGACCUUGCCAAAGCAGUCGUCUUCACUGAGAAGGGCACAACCAACCCCAUGGUCAAGAGUCUGGCAAUUGAUUUCCUCGGAAGCAUUGUUUUUGCCCAGGUCAAAGAUAAAGCAAUCGCAGAGAAAUACGGGGUCACGGAAUUCCCCACAAUUUUACUGGUGCCUGGUCAAGGUCAAGGUCCAAUUCCCUACAAGGGUGACAUCAACAGAGAAUCUUUGCUGAGCUUCUUCGCCAAAAUCGCUUCUCCCAAUCCUGAUCCUGCUCCGCAAAAAGGGAAACCGUCCAAGUUACCGAAGAAACCCAAGGCUAGCUCAUCUGCAUCGGCUGAAUUCUCCCGUGCUUCGGAGGCUCAUAAGUCCUCUGAUUUCGACGAUUUCCUGGCAGGUUCUGACACAAUAGUUCUUGAUGAUGACACUCCGACUGAAUCACCCGUCCCAGUCGCGGAAAGUGAACAGAAACCGAUGAUCGUGCCAUCAAUUCCGCCGCCCAUUCCUACGCUCUCUACCUCUCCUGACCUGGAAGCUGCGUGCCUGACUCCGAAAAGUGGAAACUGUAUAUUGGUGCUUCUACCCGCUGAAGACAAUCCUGAGUCUGUAUCUGAAGCGGCAACCUUGGUGUUGUCUGGCUUCGCCGAAAUCAUUGAAAAGCACAACAAGCGCCAGGCCAAUGUUUUCCCCAUGUAUGCUGUUCCGGCAGAUGUAGAAUCUGCAACCAGAAUGCGAGAAGACUUGGAUCUCAGUGCCACCGGGAAUUUGGAAGUGAUCGCACUCAACAUGAAGCGCGGCUGGUGGCGCCAUUAUCCGUCUAAAAGCUUUGAGAUCCUUGAACUCGAAAUCUUUGUGGACGCCAUCAAGCUUGGCGAGGGCUCGAAACACAGACUUCCACCCAACUUCGGAGGUUCAACUGAUGGAGAACCUGUAGCUGAGGUCGAAGCGGAAUCUCCGAGCGUGGAAGAUGAAAGUUUCUUGUUUGAAAAACCCGACGGUGAGGCUGAGGUAGAUUCAGAAACUGCACCACCAGGCCAUGACGAACUCUAA